AUGCAAGACCUGGAGCAGCGCUUAACACGGCUGGCUGGACCAGCAACAGCCGACGUGGAAGGCCAUCCUGCCAAUGGCCGAGAAGGAGCUUGGAACGUAAUUCAGCCAAACUGGGUUCCUCAAGCAGAAAAUCAUGAAAGACCCAACCCCGUGAAUGAUGUGAACCAGAACCACGGAAACCAGACUGCUAAUGGCCAAAAUGCUCAAAACCAUCAGUUGCAAGCUGACGGUCAGGAGGACCGAGUUAGAACUCAUCCUGCGCAGAAUGCUCAAGAUAUCCGAGGUCGGGUAGAACUCGGCGGGUAUAGGAGGAAGUACAACAGGGGCAGUACAACAAUAGCCCCUUUACUGGUCUCAGGGUUGCAAGAGAAUGUCCACGUACACCUCAUUGUGGCGGGUCUGGAUGGUGCAUCCAGGCUUGCCAAGUUGGUUUAUAAGGACCCAGUGAGGACGCUGGAGGAAUUCAGAACUCGUUCGAAGAAAUAUCUCGAACUAGAGCAAAUGGAGAUUGCAAAUGCGCAAUCUGAUAAGGGCAAAAGGAUAAGCCCAAGAAGGAGGAGCCCAGCCCCAAAGGAAAAAGAACGAAUUGACAGUAAGAAGAAAGAUCUUCGCCCAAGAAUCCCAGAAAUGAGGGAUCGGGUUGGGAGAUAUGAUAAAUACACACCUCUUAAUGCUUCGCGUUCUCAAAUCUGGAGAGAAGUAGCCAUGACGGAUAUGAAGAAGGAUCUCCGAGAUGCUGUGGAGAAAUUUGUAAGAGAUGGACGGUUGCGUCAAUACGUGAUCAAAACCCAAGGGUCCAAAAUCAACAAAAGAAAGGCGGGAAAUAGAAGGAGAAGUAGAAGCUCGGUUCCUGAAAAGAAGAACAAGGAUGAACGAGAUCGCAAAGGUGAUCCCAACUUUCACGAGUUCCCAGAAGCAAAAUUUGAUUGCAAUGUAAUCAGUGGAGCCCUUGGAGGAGGUGGAGACACCAUAAGUGCAAGACAAAAGUACUUGAAGGAGGUCCUUUCAAUUCGGGACCGCCCCAGAUUCAAAGAGGAUCCAAGCAAGCUAGAUCCCCCUUUGCUUUAUUUUACAAAGGAGGACAUGCAUGGCAUGUUACCCGGGCAUGUUGACGGACUUGUUAUAGCUGGUACUCUGGUAAACUGUCGGGUUAAGAAAAUUUUUGUUGAUGUAGGGAGUAGUGCCGACAUCAUCCUAUGGGACGCUUUCAAAAAGACGAACCUUGAUGAGGAGGACCUCAAACCUUGCAAAACUACUUUGAUAGCCUUUAAUGGGGAACAUACGCCCCCUAAAGGCUAUGUAGAUCUCAGGUUGACCUUGCGAACCAAAGAAGCGUUCAAAUCAGAACGGGUAAGGUUUAUAGUGGCCGAUUUCCCAUCAGAAUAUAAUAUAAUUCUUGGCAGGCCAACUAUACACCAGUGGGACAUGUUGGUUUCCACGAAGCACCAAAAGAUAAAGAUGCUAAGCAGUAAAGGCAAAAUAAUUACUGUUUGUGGAGAUCAAAAAGAGUCCAGGGGAUGCUACUUCGACACUAUCAAGGAAAAUGAGGAUGGGUAUGCAGGUCCAUCUCGAGUUCAUGCAGGGGACAAGCAAGGAAAGAACAUAAUCCAGCACCAUCCCAACAAGCCCGUCAAUGUGGUGGAACUCGACAUGAGAGAAGAAGUAGUGCCAAGGCCAAAACCCGACGGCGUGCUAGUAAACCUGGCACUCGGGCAAGACCCCGGCCAGUUUACCCAGAUUGGUAAGGCCAUAAACCCCCAAACUAAGCAAAUAUUGGCCGACUUUCUUCAAAGCAACACAUAUGUAUUUGCAUGGAAGUCGUCAGAGAUCCAUGGCAUCGACCCCGCCUUUUGCUGUCACAAAUUGGCAGCUUAUCCAGGAUCCACGCCAGUUUCCCAGAAGAAAAGGAAAAUAGGACCAGAAAGAAAGCAAGUUCUACAAGAGCACGUCAAAGAGCUCUUGGGUGUCGGGUUUAUUCGUGAGAUACAGUAUACAACGUGGCUUGCCAAUGUGGUGAUGGUGAAAAAGCCAAAUGGGAAAUGGAGAAUCUGUACUUAUUACACAGGCUUAAACAAGGCCUGCCCAAAGGAUGUUUAUCCUAUGCCUAACAUAGACCAGCUGGUAGAUAACUCAGUUGGAUUUCGUCUGUUGUCCUUUAUGGAUGCUCAUUCGGGAUACAACCAGAUCUCAAUGUACUCGGUGGAUCAAGAAAAAAGGGCCUUCGUUGCUGAAAGGGCCAACUAUUGCUACAAUAUGAUGCCAUUUGGACUCAAAAAUUCAGGGUCAACCUAUCAGCGGAUGAUGAAUAAAGUCUUCGAAGAUCAGCUGGGCAAAAACAUAGAAGUAUACAUUGAUGAUAUGAUUGUAAAGUCAUUUGAUAUGAUGAAUCAUGUCCAGGAUCUCGAACAAACAUUUCAAAAGCUCAGGAAGUACCGCAUCCGCCUCAACCCGGUAAAGUGUGCGUUUAGGGUUGCAGCAGGGAAAUUUUUGGGAUUCAUGCCAACCAAUAGAGGAAUAGAAGUGAACCCUGACAAAUGCAAGGCAGUACUUGAUAUGAAAGCACCCCAAAGAAAAAAGGAAGUCCAACAGCUAACCGGUCGAUUAGCUGUGUUAACCCGGUUUCUUUCGAAGUCUCCUGAAAAUGCCCUCCCGUUCUUUAAACUUUUAAAGAAGGAAGCAACUGACGGAUGGAACCCGGCGUGUGAAGCCGCGUUUGAGAAAGUCAAGAAAUGUUUAGCAACUCCACCAAUCCUCUCGAAGCCAAACCCAGGAGAUGUUCUGAUCAUGUAUCUGGAAGUAGGGGAGGAAGCGAUAAGUGUUGUACUGAUCAAGGAAACUAACGAGGGCCAAGAGCCGAUUUACUUUGUCAGUAGAGCUUUACAAGGCACAAAAAUCAGAUAUCAAAAGCUAGAGAAAGUGGCUUUUGCUUUGCUGGUCACGGCCAGGAGAUUGCGGCCAUACUUUCAAGGUCAUCAAAUAGUCGUCAGGACUAAUCAGCCUAUCCGGCAGGUGUUGCACAAGCCGGACCUGGCAGGAAAAAUGACUAACUGGGAAAUUGAGCUCAGCGAAUACGACAUAGCUUAUCAAAGCCGAAAAGCAAUCAAGUCACAAGCUCUGGCCAAUUUCAUAAUGGAAUUAACGCUGGUAAAUUCAGAAAACGAGGAAUCUGGCAGUGCAUGGAAGGUCUACGUAGAUGGAUCCUCCAACAAUAAAGGAAGUGGGGCUGGGAUCAUAUUAGAAACCCCAAAAGGAGUAACAAUUGAACAUUCUCUAAACUUAGGAUUCCCAACCUCAAAUAAUCAAGCUGAAUAUGAAGCUCUGAUAGCUGGAUUGAUGCAUGCUAAAGAGCACGGAGCUAGGAAAGUGCAGGUCUUCAGUGACUCGCAGUUGGUAACUUCGCAGAUAGAAGGAAAGUACCAAGCUAAAGGUCUUUUGCUAAUGAAGUACCUGAGUCGGGUUCAAGAAAUCAUGGCCGACUUCGAUGAGGUGCGAGUUACUCACAUCCCACGAGGGGAGAAUAGCCGAGCUGACAUCUUGUCAAAGUUAGCCAGCACCAAGAAUCCGGGUAACCACAGAACUGUGGUUCAGCAAAGCAUAGCAAGUCCGAGUUGCGUGAUGGUGAUAACCUUGGAAAAUGACUGGAGGAAACCUCUAGUAGAUUACCUGGAGAAAGGAAUACUGCCAGAAGACCACCUGGAAGCCAAGAAGCUGGUCGGAGAUGCGACACAAUAUGCAGUCGUGAAUGACCAACUAUUUAGAAAAGGUUUGCACAACCCUAUGCUAAAAUGCUUGAACUCGGACGGAGCAGAGUAUGUGCUCGCUGAGAUCCAUGAAGGAAUAAACGGCCAUCACAUGGGAGGCAAAGCCUUGGCCAGAAAGGCACUAAGAGCUGGUUAUUACUGGCCAACAAUGGGGGCAGACUCCAAAGAACACGUCAAGAAAUGUGAUAGCUACCAGAAGCAUGCCAAGCUGAUUCUUUCACCACCUGAAGAGUUGAAAUGCAUCUCGGCUCCAUGGCCCUUCUUCAAAUGGGGAAUGGACCUACUAGGACCUUUCAAAGCUGCUGGAGGGCAACUUCAUGCAGCUUGCAAUUUGAUAUCAAUAAAUGAGGAAUUUUUCUUUUCUAAGAUCUAUCCUUGUCUACUUUUGAUGCAUCAAUACAAAAUCUGGGAUACAAAUACAAUUUGUCGUAAUGACUCUGAUCAAGUCAAACUGUCCUUAUUUUGGUCAUGA
Molecule: messenger RNA, 4233 nt
Organism: Gastrolobium bilobum
Lineage: Eukaryota; Viridiplantae; Streptophyta; Magnoliopsida; Fabales; Fabaceae
Exons: 3
Coding region: 1-4233 (1410 amino acids)
Molecular function (GO): nucleic acid binding; RNA-DNA hybrid ribonuclease activity
Source: RefSeq, a predicted model, not a curated record